AUGAGAAUCAUCUUCUUUCUCGUUUUACUGUCAAUAUAUAGUAUAAAUAAUUUAUCCUCUCCAGUAUUCAGUCAGUGCCUUGAGGAUCAAAAAUCUCUGUUACUCGGGCUGAAGAGCAACUUGAUAUUCAAUUCUUCUGCUUCAAACAAACUGGUGAAAUGGAACCGGUCCACGGAUUGCUGCAGUUGGAAUGGAGUAGAAUGUGAUGCUGCAGGUCAUGUGAUCAGUCUACAACUCGAUGACGAGACAAUCUCUGGCGGAGUCGAGGAUUCGGAGUAUCUCUUCGGGCUAACUUAUCUCGAAAGGCUAAAUUUGGCAUACAACAACUUCGGCGACAUUCGUAUUCCUAAGGGGAUUCACAAUCUUACACAGUUGACACACCUGAAUUUGGCUCAUGCUGGGUUUUCAGGACAAGUUCCUUUUGAGAUUUUGGGAUUGAGGAAGUUGACUAGUCUUGAUCUUUCUUCUUUUUCUUGGGGCCAUGAACCAAUCAAGCUCGAGAAUCCAGAUUUGAAGAUGCUUGUUCAGAAUCUUACAGGGCUGAAAGAACUUUAUCUCGACUCGAUUGAUAUUUCGUCUCAGGGGAGCGAAUGGUGCCAGGUUAUAUCUUCCUCUUUACCUGAUUUAAGAAUUUUGAGCUUGAGCGGUUGCUAUUUAUCGGGGCCGAUAGAUUCGUCCCUUGCCAAGCUUCGUUCUCUCUCAGUUCUUCGCCUUGAUGGUAACAAUCUAUCUUCUUCGGUUCCUACCUUUUUUGCAAAUUUCUCCAAACUGACAACCCUGAGUCUAUCCUUUUGCUAUUUAAAUGGAUCCUUCCCGGUAAAGAUCUUUCAAAUACCCUCUUUACAAAAUCUUGAUUUGUCAUAUAACAAUUUGCUUGGUGGCACUUUACCUCAAUUUCCUUUGAAUGGAUCUUUAAGGAAUAUUCUACUUCGUAGUACCAACUUUUCAGGUUCAUUACCAGCUUCUAUUGGAAACCUCGCGAUGUUAUCCACAUUGGAUCUGUAUAAUUCCAGUUUCAACGGGCCACUUCCACUCACAGUAGGAAAUAUUAUCGAACUGGGCCAUUUAGACAUCUCUCUAAACAACCUCAGUGGUUCGAUUCCUCUGUUUCACUUGUCCAAGAAACUGACCUACCUAAAUGCUGCUCGUAAUAGUCUUACCGGCUCACUUUCCUCUAUGCAUUUUCAAGGCCUUACAAAUCUUUCGUCUAUUGACUUAAGCUACAAUUUACUUGGUGGCAACAUUCCAUCUAAUUUGUUUACUCUCCCAUCCUUGCAAUCGCUCGACCUUUCUAACAAUAAGUUUGGUGGUCUGAUUCAAGAGUUUUUCUCUCAACUUGAUCGAUUGACUGAACUCUUGCUUUCUUCAAUUUUUUUCAACAGCACUGUGCAGCUGGAAAUGUUUCCCCCCAGUUUAUUAAUUCUCGACUUAUCCUUCAAUAAUUUGGCUAUUGUUUCGGCUGAUAGUAAUUCCAGCUUGCCUCAGUUACCUCAGAUCUACGAUCUAAGAUUAGCAUCGUGCAAAUUGAAAAAGUUUCCACAGCUAUCCAGGGAAUCAAAAUUACUCAACUUGGAUCUUUCAUCCAAUCAGUUAAAAGGACAGAUACCUAAUUGGAUUUGGUAUGGGUCACUUAGUCAAGUGAAUCUUUCUUUCAAUACACUUGAUGAUUUUCAGAAGCCUUACGAAUUUCCUCCUUAUCUCAUGGUCCUAGACUUGCAUUCCAACCAGCUUCAGGGUGAGUUACCAAUCCACCCACCUUUGGCAUUUAUCUAUGUGGACUUUUCUUUCAACUAUUUCAACAACUCUAUCCCAAAUGAAAUUGGCAAUAUCAUUCGUCGUGCAAUCUUCUUUUCUGUUUCGAAUAACAAACUCAUUGGAGAGAUUCCUACAUCCAUCUGCAAUGCAUCUUAUCUUCAAGUUCUUGAUUUGUCUGGUAAUGCAUUGAGCGGUAGUAUUCCAUCUUGUCUACCAAACAAGAAUUUGGAUUUGGGAGUCUUGAGUCUGGCUAGAAACAACCUCAGUGGCGACAUCCCCGACACGUUUCCAAACAAAUGCAGCCUCAGAACAUUAGACCUCGAGAAUAAUGUUUUGACAGGGAAGAUUCCAGGAUCUCUCGUCAAUUGCUCGUUUCUAGAAGUUUUGAACAUUGGAAACAAUAGGAUUGAAGACACAUUUCCAUGCAUGCUGACGAAGAUGGAACUGCGUGUCCUGAUUCUACGAUCCAAUGGAUUCCACGGAGAGCUCCUAUGUUCUUCUGCACCCACACAAGAGUGGCCGAAUCUUCAAAUAAUCGACAUAUCUCACAACAACUUCGGCGGUGAUCUCUCUGUGUUGAAUUUCUCUUAUUGGAAGGGAAUGAUAAGUGUCGAUAAUAAUAAUAAUGACCAAAUUCGUUUCUAUUUCUUCGACUUCAAUGAGUUACACUAUCAAGAUACAGUAAUAGUAACCAUCAAAGGCCUGGAAAUAAAAUUAACGAAAAUCUUGACAAUCUUCACAUCCAUAGAUUUCUCGAGUAAUAAGUUUCAUGGAGAAAUACCAUCUUCAAUCGGAGAUCUCAAAUCUCUGUAUCUUCUCAACUUAUCUCAUAAUGCAAUCAUGGGUUCUAUCCCAGCAUCAAUAGGGAACUUGAAACAGCUUGGUUCACUGGACCUGUCAUCGAACAAUCUAACGGGGAAUAUUCCAGUUGAGCUGGCUAGCCUCGGUUUCAUCGCAUUCUUGAACCUGUCUUUUAAUGACCUGUUUGGCAUGAUUCCAAAAGGCCCUCAAUUGCAGACAUUUACAGAAGCUUCUUAUGAAGGAAAUGUAGGUCUCUGUGGCUUUCCGGUUAACAAAAGUUGCAAUGAGGAUGGAGUAAGUUCACCGCCAGAAUUUCGAAACAAGUCCGAGAAAGAGAUCGGUUGGGGCUAUGUAUCUGUUGCACUUGGUUUUGUUGUGGGCUUAUCAAGCUUUCUUUGGCUACUUUUACACUGCAAGAGUUGGGGAGAUGUAUAUUUUGAGAAAGUAGACCUAAUUCUUGAAAGACUUUUCCCCCACAAACACGGGACAAGAAAUCAACGACGAAGAGUAAUCAGAAAUCGUGGCUAGUGUGUUCGUUUGCAAUCAUCAAUCUCUUUUUCUUUUUCUUUUUUAAUGAGUGUAUU
Molecule: messenger RNA, 3140 nt
Organism: Erythranthe guttata (spotted monkey flower)
Lineage: Eukaryota; Viridiplantae; Streptophyta; Magnoliopsida; Lamiales; Phrymaceae
Source: RefSeq, a predicted model, not a curated record